CUUCCACACUGAGACAUCAAGAGCAAAAAUUCAUCGCCAUGUCCACGCGGAGGCUUGGGAGCAACCCUGAAACACUGGGGGAUGUCAAUCUGGUGACAGAGGAGCUGAAGAAUCUUUAUUAUAAGAGGCUGCUGCCGAUAGAGAAAUACUAUUCUUUCCAUCACUUUUACUCUCCGAGCUAUGAGGAUGCAGACUUUGAAAACAAACCAAUGAUGCUGGUGAUGGGUCAGUACUCAACAGGAAAGACAACUUUUAUCAGGUAUCUCAUAGACCAAGAUUUUCCUGGUAGCAGAGUUGGGCCAGAGCCAACCACUGACUGCUUCAGUGCCCUCAUGUAUGGAGAGGCGGAAGGAAUCAUCCCUGGGAAUGCCCUCACAGUAGAUCCAAAAAAGCCCUUUCGCAACCUCGACCCCUUCGGAAAUUCUUUUCUGAACAGGUUUCAGUGUGUUCAGAUGCCAAAUCAGGUCCUUGAAAGUAUCAGCAUUAUUGACACACCGGGCAUCUUAACUGCUUCUAAAAGAAAACUGAGUCGAGGCUAUGACUUCCCAGCAGUGCUGCGCUGGUUCGCAGAGCGCGUGGAUCGAAUCAUCCUGCUGUUUGAUGCACAUAAACUGGAGUUCUCUGAUGAGCUCACUCGGGCCUUUGGGGCUCUGAGUGGCUAUGAGGACAAGUUGCGUGUGGUUCUCAACAAGGCUGACAGGGUGGACUCACAGCAGCUCAUGAGAGUCUACGGUGCCCUCAUGUGGUCGCUGGGGAAGGUGUUUCAAACGCCCGAGAUCCUGCGGGUUUACAUCGGAUCUUUCUGGUCAGAGCCAAGGCAGAUGUGUGACCACUACCAGCUGAUAGAGCUGGAGGAGGAGGAUCUUCUGGCUGACAUACGGAACCUGCCACGCAAUGCUGCAGUGCGCAAGCUGAAUGACCUGGUGAGGAGGGCACGCUCAGUAAGGGCUCACGCACACAUUGUCAGCUAUCUUAAGCAGGAGAUGCCAACCCUUUUUUGCAAAGAAAGCAAGAAACACAAUCUGAUUUACCAGCUUCCAGUAAUUUUCACCAAGAUCCAGCAACAGCAUCGAGUCCCUGCUGGUGACUUCCCUGACUGCACCAAGAUGCAGGAGAAACUUCUGGGUCAAGAUUUCUCAAAGUUCAAGACACUGAAACCAAGUCUAAUGGCUUCCUUGGAUAAACUCCUGACCACCGACAUAGCAAACCUGGUGCCUUUACUUCAACAACAAGAACUGAGUAAGAAAUCCCUCCCUGGUGUGCUGGACGGUGAUUUUUUGGGAACAUUCAGGCAUGAGCAUUACAAGAGAGAUCCUUUCAAGGAACUCCCCAGAGAUGAUGAGAGCAGUGAAGGAGAUUUUGAUGCGUGGGUAGUGGAGAAAUACAAGCCGAAAUACGAUGAGAUUUUCUACAACCUCAGUCCAAAUGAGGGCAAACUGAGCGGCACCAAAGUCAAAGAGUGGAUGACGACCACACUUCUGCCGAACUCUGUGCUUGCUCAUAUCUGGAGGCUGUCCGAUGUAGAUGGAGAUGGCAUGUUGGACAAUGAGGAGUUUGCUUUAGCAGUCCACCUUAUUGAGGGAAAACUGGAGGGCCACUGGCUUCCCCGAGAGCUGCCUUCUCACCUGGUGCCACCAUCAAAACGGCUAAGUACAGCCAACAACGACAAGUAAAUAUGGCAUCAAAAGGGAAUGGAAGGCUGAGGAUAUGUCUUCAUUAUAUGUCAAUUUUGCAAAUAAUUUUUUUAAAUAUAAACUUAUCUGGUAAAAGCAGUUUGAUAUUUAAAAAAAACUAAGCGGACAGUGCCUGGUCAUGAAGCUGAGAAGGGGUUAUUCAUUUGUAUGUUAAUCCUCAUGA
Molecule: messenger RNA, 1857 nt
Organism: Xiphias gladius (swordfish)
Lineage: Eukaryota; Metazoa; Chordata; Actinopteri; Istiophoriformes; Xiphiidae
Product: EH domain-containing protein 2-like
Exons: 6
Coding region: 39-1673 (544 amino acids)
Biological process (GO): endosomal transport; endocytosis
Cellular component (GO): cytoplasm; plasma membrane
Molecular function (GO): calcium ion binding; GTP binding; protein binding
Source: RefSeq, a predicted model, not a curated record